AUGGAGUCAUCGGGCAACAUUAGCAAAACUGAAGAUAGAAUUGAUCCAACUGAAGGAGGAGACUCUAUUGUUGCCAGCAAAGAUGAAGACAGAAUUAGUGCGCUACCCAGUGAAAUUCUUCUCCACAUCCUAGAACGCCUUGAUCUCCGCACGGCGAUUCGGGCCGGCACCGUCGCAACACGGUGGAGGCACCUUCCUCAUCAACUAUCUCAUCUGCUCAUCAGUACCUCGGACGUCUGUAAGGCCGGUUACACGACAGAUGAGAUAAUGAAGGCAUACACGGACGCGACGAGGAGGCUGCUGUCUCCUCCGACUUGCAAGUGCACUCAAACCAUCAAAACAUUGAAGCUCGGGUGCUACAUCAUGGACCCUUACUUGUCCACAAUUGGCCAUACGGUUCAGGAUGUCGUGAAGAGCCGCGAACCUGAAUACCUCGAGUUCGCAAUGUGCCCAGAUGUUGCUUCUCCAAGUGAUGCCCAAUUAGCCUUGUAUGGACAGCGGUUUAUGUCAUUCUUUGGUGCAUACCCUGGUCCCUUCAAAUUGCUCACUAGACUAAUCCUUCAGAACCUUGCGUUUCAAGACUCAGAUGUCACCAAUCUUCUUAACACUUGCAGUAAACUUAAGAUGCUUUCCUUGAGAUCCUGUGAAAUGCCCCAGGAAUCUGUCCUUGAAUUAGAUGCCCCAAGCUCGGAGCUCAGCUCACUUGAACUUAAAUGCUUUGGAUGCAUACACGUUGAGCUAAUCUGUCUUCCUAAACUGAGGGAACUGGUAUAUGAUGUUUGGUUUUGUGAAAACCCCCCAGUGUCUUUUGGCUAUGUUCCCCAGCUUCAUCAUGUCUGCUUUGCUUGUCCUGCCCAGUCUUGGCAGAAGCCAUUCGUGCUGAGCCAAUGUUUAUCUAGUGACAUAAACCUGUCAAAUCUGCUUUUGAACUUUUACACUCAAAUGAUAUGGGUUGAACCUGAAGGUCCACAACAGCUCACCCCUAUAUUCAGCAAACUGAGAGAUGUGCACCUUUGCGGUAUAUUUACUGAAUGUGAUUUGGAUUGGACUAUGUUUAUACUUGAAGGCGCACCUUCACUGGAGAAUUUUCAUUUAUCUCGUCAUUCAUGUGAAUUCAAUAAGUCCGAGGACGAUGCCGAGAAGACCAACUUGGUGCGGCAAGCAUCCAAUUUCAAGCACUUGAAAUUGAAGUUGUUCGUGAUGAAAGGGUUCGAGGAGGAAUACAAGGUGAUGAAUUAUAUACGGCUCGUCAUGGAACGAGCCGUGUGCUUAAAGAGAAUUGAGCUGCCUGCUAUAUCCCCAUGCAAGAAGUGCACUGCCAUAUCUCCAAGAUUUCCGGUGGAUGAAGCUAGCAAGCACCGCAUCAGGGAGCAACUCAGAUACGGAUUAUCCUCAUCCACAGACAUAAUAAUCGGAUGA
Molecule: messenger RNA, 1419 nt
Organism: Triticum turgidum subsp. durum (durum wheat)
Lineage: Eukaryota; Viridiplantae; Streptophyta; Magnoliopsida; Poales; Poaceae
Source: the annotation of a GenBank genome assembly